Molecule: messenger RNA, 1487 nt
Organism: Solanum pennellii
Lineage: Eukaryota; Viridiplantae; Streptophyta; Magnoliopsida; Solanales; Solanaceae
Exons: 1
Coding region: 16-1458 (480 amino acids)
Source: RefSeq, a predicted model, not a curated record
AAUCAAGCUCCUUCAAUGGCGGCGUUCACACUUAAGCUAAACUUUCUGGGAAAUAUUCUGGUGCGACUCGUCUCUUUCAUGGUUCUCGUUUUGCUCGCUCGUUUCGCAUACAUCUUCACUGUCAAAGGCAAAUCAUGUAACUCCGGCGACUUCUGCUUCUUGCCGGAAACUCUAACUCUCAACAUCGCCGGUUCAAAUCCUAAUUCCAUUGAUUUACCGGAUUCCGGCACCGAUAUCCGGAACUACUACUACUCUGUUUUCGAAGAUCUCAUCGCCGACGGCUUCCUCUCGCCCAACUCUCACUCUCUGUGUAUCGAAACCUUCACUGGCCAAGACGUAGAAGCAUUGAUCGACGUCGGAGUCAUAGAUUCCAUCGGCAUUUUCCACAAAUCAUCUCCGCCGUUGAUUCGAUACGGUUACGGUCAUCACCAGCCGUUCGAUGACAACACUUUCCAUUUCGAGUUCGCCGGAAAUGGAGUACUCGACCGAUCAUCAAAACCAGCGGAAUUCGCUACAGAAGUUUCUAGAACAAUGAAGCCUGGGGGUAUUUUCGUCAUUCACACUAUAUCCAAAGACGAUUACAGUCUCCAUUCGUUGAUUCAAUUGUUCACUUCCUUCAAAUUGAUCAGCUCCAUUGAAAUUGACAGUUUCGCAACAUGGCAGCCUCCAAUACGCCAAGUAAUUUUCAAAAAGGUGACACGAUUCGAACCUAUGAUCACGAAAAAUACAUGUGUUGAUUUAGAGAAAUCAAAAAAUUACUGUUAUACCCCUAGUUAUAAAAGGGAAUUAAUUCGAAAAGCAGAGUCGUUAGUGGUAAAAGAGCCAUUGAAACCAUGGAUACAAUUGAGAAAUGUGAAGUAUUUGUCUUCCAUGGUUGAUAUUAGCUUCAAGAAAAGGUACAUUUAUGUAGAUGUUGGAGCAAGGAGUUAUAGUUCAAGCAUUGGUAGUUGGUUUAAGAAACAGUAUCCGAAACAGAACAAGACGUUUGAGGUCUACGCGGUUGAGGGUGAUAGGGGAUACCACGACGAGUAUAAAAGAAAGGGUGUGAAUCUUUUGCCAUACGUAGCUUGGUUGAGGAACGAGACGUUGUUCUUUGAGAUAGGUAGGGUUCAAACUAGGAAGAACGUAGAGAAGGGUCGAGGGUUGGGGAGAGUACCAUCAGCACAAUCGUCGUUGGAUUUCAUAUGGGAUUCGAAUAGGAUUGUGGGGUUCGAUUUUGGUGAAUGGUUGAUGAGUUUGGUUGAUGAUGAAAGGGAUUAUUUGGUUGUGAAAAUGGAUGUGAAAGGGAGUGAGUUUCAUUUGAUAGAAAAGUUGAUUGAGAAUGGUGCAAUUUGUUUGAUUGAUGAGUUGUUUCUUAAAUGUCAUUAUAAUAGUAAAAGAUAUGACAAGACAUAUACACAAUGUUUGGAAUUGUAUUCUUCUCUUAGAGAUAUUGGGAUUUUUGUACAUCAAUGGUAGUUGAUUAAUGAAAUUGUAAUCUUUGAUUC